AUGGACCUCGCGGUCCGGGCCCAGUGGGCACUGCAGCAGCCAAUUAGUUCAUGCCACGUUAGCGCAUCGUCAGCAGCUCGGCGCAAAUCAGAAUAUACCAGCCGCAGCUUCGGCGGGAAUGGCGGAAGCCCGAGCUUUCUCCUACUCUCCUGUUGCGCCCGCUUUCCCGCGCGGAAUUCCUCCGCGCGCAGUCGAAACUCCGCCGCUUCCGCCGCUCGUCCGCGCGCGGUCGUCGUUCUCCGCGCGGGCAGCCGCCCAUCAGCACCUCCAGGCAGAAGAAAAAGAAUGCCGGCUGUUGUGAUCGUGUCCAUUGGCGGAGGUUCGGGGUUAGGUAUGAGAGAGGCAGGUUCGGCAGUAGGCUCGGCAUGGGGCAAUGCAGGUUCAGAAAGGGAACCAGCAGGCUGGGUGAAGGCGAGGGGAAGCACAGUGGCAGCAGCAACUGCUGUCUCAUUGGCAGGAGACGGAUCAAAUCUGUAUAGUGACGUAUCAAAUUUGGGCGAGCCAAUCGUGGAACAAGACGUGCUGGCUCAGCAGCAGCAGGGGGAGAUGGAGCAGGGGAAGGGCGGAGCAGCAGCAGCAGUAGCAGCAGCAGCAGCAGCAGGGGUGAGGGGUGUGCAGUCGCUGAUGGGCAUGGAGGGCACGUGGCAGCUCCUCGUGUCGCCAGCUGGCGGCCGAUUCGUGGAGUCGUUUGUCGGGCAGCACAUCUGGAGCGUGUCGGGUUUUGCUGGCCAAUCAGAAACCAGCGAAUCCGAUACCGAAUCUAGCGCUUCGUCAAGUAGCUCAUCCGAUAUCAUAUCUGAUACCUUAUCAGAUAGCUCGUCUGAUAGCUUAUCGGACGAUGCACUCAAAGAUUCAGUUUGCCGCCCGGAAAUCCAAUCUACGGUGUGGGACGUGGAUACGGCCGGGCGGGUAUCUUCGUUGGAUCUGGACGACCACGAGGUGUAUCUGCUCUCCGUGUGGCUGCGCUCGUCUCUUUGGCUGCUGCCGCCCGUCGCCAGCUCAGCACUUGAAAUAAGAGCAGUGGGCGGCGAAGAGGAGAUUGGGGAAGGCGGAUCACUUGUUGGCAUUCCGAACGGCAUGCGGAUGGAGAUUGAUGCACACGUGGCAGCUGAUGAUAGGGAGAUCUUGGCGAUUAACCUGAUUGGUCAAGAGGUCAUCAUGUAUGUGGCGGUGCAUCGCUCUGAUUGGCUGCCAAGAGUGGCAGUGGUGAAGGCCUACGGGGCCCUCGAGACCUUCACCUUCACCCAAUGGGCGCCUGUAGCGCCUGACUGCCCGUUCCUGCUGCCCGCUACAGUGCACAGGUCAACAUCAGCAGGCGCACAGCAAUCUUUUACAUCUGCCCGAACCUCCUUACUGCCGCCCGGUCCUGCCCACAUCCUGCUACAUGAGAAGGAAGCUUCCGAUUCUGAAUCCAAUGAAGCUUCUGAGGAAGCUUCGCCCUUCUCAUUCUCAUACGACAUGCCGGGGUCUCAAACCGUCCCCAGCCCAUUGAGCUGCUUCCCGGAAGCUUCCUUUGACGAGAGCUUACCGGCAGAUGUGGAGCUAUUCCAGUCCAACAGCGGGCAUCUGCUGGUGCGGCCGCGAAUCAACGGCCAGGAUGUGGGCUACUUCAUUCUGGAUUCGGGUGCAAGCUGCUUCACCAUCGAACCAGCUGUAGCAGACGGGCUGGGGCUAUCGAGCUUUGGGUGUGUGCACACUGUGACAGUGCACGGGCCGGCAGAGUGUGCCUUCAGACGAGCAGACUCGGUGCAACUGGGUCCUCUCUCCAUCAGCAACGCACUCUUUGUUGAUGUGGGAGGAGCAGCGCUGGUGCAGGGGUUGAAGCCGGUGGUGGGGAUCUGCGGCUACGAUGUGUUCAGACACGCCGUUGUGCACGUGCAGGCACGGGGCAGAAAAGGGACCCUCCGGCUGUACAAACCCCAAGAAACACCCGAUGCUCCCAAAGCAAGCAGCAAUGCAACAGCAGGCAGCACAGAGAAUGGCAGGAGCGGGGAGGCGGACACAUCUGAAACAGGGCUGGUACAAUCCGCUGCUGCCUUUGCGGAUGGAUCCGCAGCAAAUGCUCCUGUGCCUCCUGGUGUUGCCAUGGCACAAAGACGGGGGAGAGGAGGGGCGAGAGGGGGAGGCGGGGCAGGAGGCAGGGUUGGGGGAGGGGUGGCAGUGGUCUCUGCUGCUCUGGUGGGAGGCCACCCCUCCAUGCCUGACCUUGGGGAAAACAUCUACUGGGAGGUGGGUGGAUACUGGGAAGUGGAUGGCUGUUGGUGUAAGCCGCUGCGCAUGCUGGGCAGCGUGCCUCACAUCGCCAUCUCCUUUCAAGAGCACUGGGACUCGGCCCCCCAGUCCGGCCUCUUUCUCCUCGACACCGGAGCAGCAGGGGUGGACAUAAUUUUCAACGCGCGGGCGGUGGAGCGCUGUCAGCUGGGGAGGAGGGCCAAGGGGGGAGAUAGUUGGCUCAAGGGCAUGGGGGGAGCAGGGGGAGGGGGAGGCGGACAGCAGAUGACGCCUUUGAAGCACGGGAGCAGCAGGGGUGGACAUGGUUCUCAACGCGCGGGUGGUGGAGCGCUGUCAGCUGGGGAGGAGGGCCAAGGGGGGAGAUAG
Molecule: messenger RNA, 2598 nt
Organism: Closterium sp. Naga37s-1
Lineage: Eukaryota; Viridiplantae; Streptophyta; Zygnematophyceae; Desmidiales; Closteriaceae
Source: the annotation of a GenBank genome assembly